CCACCGUCUUUGCAAUAGUCAGAGCUGUUUGUUUCAGAGGUUGUUGGUGUCCUGCUCAGCGCUCGGCUUGAAGGUUGUUGGGCCUCAUCUGUAAAAGAAAUGUCUUCUGGAUUUUGUGUGAGAGUGCUUGUGCUUUUGCUGUUGACUUUUUGCCAGCAUGCGAAGGCACUCAGCUACUCUGAUUUUCAAAGAAGCCUCGAACCUGCUUCAUCUGAGAACCUGGAGCCAGCUGCUGCACCGGGUGCAGGAGGUCCUAGUGGUUCUUCUGGUAGGCAAGUAGAUGGAUACAGUCCAGAGGGAAGUGUUUCUAGUUACAGGCCUGGCCCACUGUUGAUUCAGAAAUCCAGACAAAAACUCCAGCAGCCACUUCAAAAUGACCCUAAUGCAGGAGUCCUUCAGACGGAAGCUGAAAUUCCACAGACUGAAUACCGCGAGUCGGGUAUCUCGUCAAGAUAUGGGAUUACGCUGUAUUUUCCCGAACCGGAGUCCACUUGGCAGGCCAAGCCCGAGCAGCGCUCCUACCCAGCCAAGUCCCAGCAGCUCCCCUCCUACCCAGCCAAGCCCCAGCUACCCGCCUACCCAGCCAAGCCCCAGCUACCCGCCUACCCAGCCAAGCCCCAGCUACCCGCCUACCCAGCCAAGCCCCAGCUACCCGCCUACCCAGCCAAGCCCCAGCAACGCGCCCACCCGGUUAGGCCCCAGCAACAUGCCUACCCAGACUACCUGUCCAAGCCCCAGCAACCCGCUGACCCGUUUAGGCCCCAGCAACGCGCCUACCCAGACUACCCAUCCAAGCCCACGGAGUCAAACCCAAAAAUGAAUCUUGGUCCAAGAAGUUCAAUUCCAAUGGCCUCCCCGUACCAUCCUAGGUGGAAGCAGCCACUAAUACCGGUGCCUGUGCACAGCAGAUAUCCUUAACCUUUGGUAUCCUAACUGUAAGUUGGUUUAACUUGAUGUAACAGAUUAAAAUUUCUUAAAUAAUCA
This is a messenger RNA of Perca flavescens (yellow perch), 984 nucleotides long. RefSeq names its product adhesive plaque matrix protein. The coding region runs from base 100 to 918 and encodes 272 amino acids. The record is from RefSeq and is a predicted model, not a curated record. Lineage: Eukaryota; Metazoa; Chordata; Actinopteri; Perciformes; Percidae. The transcript is spliced from 4 exons.